AUGAUAGCGGCUGCGAGCGCAUCUUACGGCGCGGCGCCUUCCUAUUCAACUUCCAAGAAGCAACAGGAAGACGAGGAACAGCCUUCGGCAGGGGUCAAGAACAUGCUCAAUCGAGUCCUCAAUCGACGUCUUAGUUCAUAUAACAUCAACAAGAAGUCCGCGCCGGUGGCUCAAGCUGAACCGACCCCGCCGCCCUCCCGUCAGCAGCAGCAACCACCCAUGCAGAUGCCGAUGCCGAUGCAACCGUCGAUACGACAUCGUCCACAACUCCACAAUCCCCAGAACACCCUUCGCGCGACGUCAACCCCUGUCAACAUUCUCCAGAACCAGGGUCACAUCGACAACGGUCACGUCGUUGCACCGCUGCCAGGGUUGGACGAGAACUCGCAGCUGCAGCUGCCACCGACCACACGGCGUCCCUCGACUGCCCCGGGGGUUAAAAUUGCAGCGUCGGCCAACGGCACUACGUCGUCAACCGCUGCACGGCCUGCGACAGAAGGGACAGGGCUGUUUGGCCGCUUGGUCCGACGGCGGCCGACUCCCAAGGAGAGGGAUACCGAGAACCAUAAGAAGCCGGGGAAUUCCGCCAGCAUCGGCGACAAUACGAAUGAACCCUCCGGAGUCGACGACCGAAAUAGAAGCUCAACUGACCCGGUCCCAGUGAUGAAUGAGACCAUGGAACAUUACCAGAUGCAGCCACAGUCUCUGCCGCUGAACCCGUCGUUACACAAGACACAUGACGCACUAAGCAGUACUCCCAGGAGUGAGACCGUCUCGGAUGCGCGAACGACGUCAAAGUCGUCUGUACCGCGAUUCCUACGACAAGUGACAAAACCCCGGCAAGCAUCUGAAGCCAUGACCCAAACGGCCUCUCUCCAGAAGUCCAAGCCCCAGUCCCACUUGCGACCUUCCCGGCAGCCGGCGCCGUCCUCGACCACGCAAACUAAACUGCGUUCCAAACGCAGCUUUGGUAAGCGUUUCUGGUCGAGACCCGGCGCCAACGACUUUGACGAAGAUGAUGACCAGGUGGUCAAGACCGAGGCACCGCCAGUGCCAUCAGUGCAUCCAACGGUCUAUGUACCAAAACACGCGGCGGCGGACUUUUCGCGCACCAUCAACCCACGCCUCAACCGCCAAAGCCUCGUCGUUAGCGACAACCAGGUGAAUGACCUACGCCCAACGACUGCCGAUGCACGAGAGGGCGAGCCAGAGAUCCAGCCGAAGCAACGGGCGCUAGCGAGUGCAACGAUCGACAAGCACAUGGCGAGGGACCUGUCCAUGUCCAAGUAUGAGGCGCCGUCUCCUAUGGAACUGCACCGUCGCCUCGAAAUCCUCAAAAGGAGCGAGGCUGAAGCGGUGGCUAAGACUCUCAACCCAUGGCAGCAUCAGCUCAAUCUGUUGCAGACCAAUGCAAACACUUCAGUUUCCAACACGAAGGCACCCAUUCUGAAAGGCCCCUCUCGCUCAAUAUCUUCCCGUCGGCACAGCUUCAGCCUCAUUUCCGACCCUCACGCGAGAGAACUCACACCACCUAGGUCAGCUUCGCCGGUCGAGACGGAAGCACCAAUCGAACCUUCCAGCCAGAUGCCGCAGCAAACGGUCUCUGCAGUACCGCCCGGUGCCACGUCCUCUCACGACCAUACUAAUCAAACUCGACAAGACGGCCCUGCCAAACAAGCUACCGCCAGGCAGAUGACAGACUUUGAACGAUUCUUGGCAGAAGCAGAAGCGGCGGAGCGCGAGCGCCAGGCCCAGAUGUGGCGCAAUCUUGCUCGCCGGUCCGGUCAUUAUGGUUAUAGCGACAACCCCUGGAAUCCCGCCCGUCCAGUCGACCCUUCUCUCGCAGGCCCCACUGCCGCGAAUGCAGCGGCGACUUGGAACAACAAGCGGAACAGUGCGCAGUACACGGUCAACAAGCGGGCGAGUAUGAUGUCGGAUUUCUACGGGCCGCCAACCGGCACAUACGGCCCCAGUGGCGACGAUGCAGAUGCCACGCGAGGCCUGGGGCGUCAAGGAAGCGUCUCGAAGCGCAUCUCGCACUACAUCAAGCCGCCAAAGCCGUCUGCCCAGCCCACGUACGAGGACUGGCCGACUGGGCGGGCCAACCGGAGAAGCGCCAUCGUGGGCGCGAUCGGAGAGUAG
This is a messenger RNA of Colletotrichum navitas, 2142 nucleotides long. RefSeq lists its product as uncharacterized. The record is from RefSeq and is a predicted model, not a curated record. The transcript has a single exon. Lineage: Eukaryota; Fungi; Ascomycota; Sordariomycetes; Glomerellales; Glomerellaceae. The coding region runs from base 1 to 2142 and encodes 713 amino acids.